GUGGACCUCCAAAAGUCUUAGAUGGGACCCCCAGGGAUCAUAUAAAAACUUAUUGGAAAUAAACUAAUCUAAAAUACUAAACUACGAAGCUGCGGCUCCAAAUGAAAUCACGAGAAAGUGAGACUAACUCUAUAGCAAGAUGGCUGAAGGUGAGGUGACCAAGCUACAGAAUCACCUGAGCUUACUGCGCGAAGAAUAUGUGAAACUCCAAGAGCGCUUGGUCGACGUGGAGAAGAAAUACCAUGUUGCUAUAGCAACAACUGGACAGAGCGCUGGCGGUGACGACAGCUUCGUCUCCCGAUUGCUCAAGACGGUCGGCGAACUGUUCAACAAAGAGACCUACAGUGAUAUCACCAUCCUGCUCCAAGGUGGAGAGAUCAAAGCCCACAAGUUCAUUAUGACAGCACGUUCCAGUGACUGGGGUCCUGGAAUAGAAAUUUCUAAGGUGUCCCAGCUGGAUCUCACAGAUAUCAGCUAUGAUGUUGCAUACGCCUUACUGAAGUGGGUCUACACAGAUGAGAUAAACAUAAAGAGCGAAGAGACAUUCCUGUUGGAACUGCUGAAGGUUUCUGCUCGGUUCCAGUUGGAUAGUCUUGGAACAAGGUGUGAGAAUGCAUUGAUGUCAUUCGUUACUAUGAAGAACUGCAUCAAGUUCUAUCAAUCUGCCGAAGAAAUGGCUGCCAGCAUACUCAAGAAGCACUGCUCUGAGCUGAUAUCCUCUCAUUGGGAUGAUUUUACGAGUGAGGAUUUUGCAAACAUGCCUGCAGCCCUUUUAUACAGGAUGUUCAAAUCGAAAUCUGAGUACGUACUCCAUACAGCCAUAAGGGUGAAGAGAGAGGACGUGGUGUUCCUCUACCUGAUCGAGUUCGACUCCCAGCUGAGCGUGAAGCUGAACGAAUUGGACACCCGUGGAGACAUACCUUUAGAUUUGGCUCUACUGAGCCGGCAGGAGAGCAUCGCACAACUCCUGGUCUCACACAGGGCCGACGUGAAUCGUAAAGACAACACAGGCCGCAGUCUUCUGCACAAAGCUAUAAAAAGAGGUGACUCCUUCUCAGCAAUAUUCCUCAUUCGCAACAAGGCUGACAUCAAUGCCAUAACCCACCUUGAUCAAGAAUGUCCUUUACACAUGGUCGCCUCCUAUCGGCCAGAAGACAGUGAUUCACAGCUCAUCGACGGAAUGGCACAGGUGUGCCAGGAGCUCUUACUCAACGGGGCCAACCCAAAUGCCCAAUCCACAGACGGCAGCACUCCCUUGCAUCGAGCUGUUUAUAAUAGAAACCGAGCUGUAUUCGAUGUUCUUCUGAAGCAUGGAUGCUUGAACCUAGAAUUAAAGAAUGCUGAUAGCCAAACAGCUCUUUGGUUGGCAUUACAGGUACGAAAAGAUUUAUAUUCCAUGGUUUUCUUUCAAAAUUUUUUUUUAGAAUUACUUGAUUUUUGUUUUUAUUUUGAGGUUUACUCACAGUUGAGGGGUUGUAGUUUCGAAUCUCAGACCAGGCGAUAUGUAUCCGACUUUUGUGACCUUUGGUUAUGCUUUUUUUCAGGAGAUUCUCUGUUGAUACAGACAACAGGGUCUGGAAAUGGAAGUGCUGGAAUAUUCUUGGCCAACAAUGGUGCUCUGGUGAACCAUGUGAACUUCAAGGUUAGAGCUCUGUACACCGAGGUAGACGAAGAUGGCAAUGACAAAGCAGCGCCUGUCGGCAAGCAAACACCACUGCACCUGGCCAUAAUACACAAGUAUGAGGAGAUCGUCAGUCUCUUUUUGGAGCACAAAGGGACCCCUGAGGGUGAUGCUCCUCUACAGCUGGCGAUCAAGCGCCACCUUCCUGUCAUUGUAGAGGCCCUGUGUGCCAGUGGCGUCAACAUGAACAUAGUGGACAAGGACAACAACUGUCCCCUUUGGCUGGCCUUGGAUUCGGGACAGGAAGACAUUGCACACAUCUUGGUAAAACAUGGCUGUGAUGUAGACAUGUGGGGGGAAGGCCCUGACGGAUGCCAGCAGAACCUACUCCACCAGGCUAUAGACGAGAACAAUGAAGCGGUUUCAUGCUUUCUCAUUCGUAGCGCUUGUGAUAAAAACAGCCCCAGAAGACCGGGGCCCAACGAAGAAGGAGGCGAAGAGGCCAGGUAUAUUAUUAUUAUUACUGAUAACAAGGGCCGUAACUUCCUCCAUACAGCCAUCAUGAACGGUGACAUAGAGAGUGUCCUCUUCCUCAUAAGUGUACACGCCGACGUGAACUCCCGCGUACAGGAUGCUCAACAGUACACGCCACUGCACCUUGCUGUUUUGGCCCUCUCCGAAAUUAUAACACGCAAUCUGAUCCUGGCUGGUGCCGAUGUGAACGAACGUACAUUGCAUGGAGAAUCAGCCCUGCAUCUGUCGUCGAUGAACGAUAACGCCAGUCUAGUCACUGCUCUCCUUGAAAAUGGUGUUGAGAUUAAUGCUGUCGAUGAAAACCAAAACAAUGCCUUACACAUUGCUGUUGCCCACGGCAACAUGCACACGAUACGAUGUCUGCUGACGGAGUCGACCAUCGAGGCCGAAGUACCCAAUGGAAAGGGUCAGAACCCUUUACACAUCCUCUGCCAAUAUGGGAAAGAUAACGCAGCAGCAAUCUUUGAGUUGUUUCGAGAAGCAAUGCCUGAUUAUCCGAUCGACGCACCAGACAUGGAAGGAAACAGCGCUCUCCUCUUGGCGUAUCUCAAUGGUAACGGUCCCCUGUGUAGGGCCCUGGUUCGGGCCAACGCCUGCCUCGGUUUAACCAACAAACACGGCUGCAGUAUUUUCAAUGCUACGGUCGCAUCCAAGCAACUUAUAUUUAAAUUACUCGACAUGUUGUCUAAAGAACCUCCAUGGUGUGACGGUGAAAAUUGUCUGGAGUGUGGGGUGAAGUUUGGAAUCAAAACACGGAAACAUCACUGGUAAGUCAAAGAAUUUCUAAUGGCUUUGUUUUGUUGUGUUUUGGGAGGGUCUUAACAUUAAUAAUAAUAAUAAUAAUAAUGAUAACACACGCACAGGUCCACUUUCACUUCUUUGUUAGUCAAAGUUCUUUCAUUGCUGUUCAUGACCUUUUCAAUGAUUUAGUAA
Octopus bimaculoides (California two-spot octopus) is the source of this 3088-nucleotide messenger RNA. RefSeq names its product rabankyrin-5. Lineage: Eukaryota; Metazoa; Mollusca; Cephalopoda; Octopoda; Octopodidae. The record is from RefSeq and is a predicted model, not a curated record.